Molecule: messenger RNA, 2444 nt
Organism: Dryobates pubescens (Downy woodpecker)
Lineage: Eukaryota; Metazoa; Chordata; Aves; Piciformes; Picidae
Gene: QPCT
Product: glutaminyl-peptide cyclotransferase
Exons: 7
Coding region: 157-1245 (362 amino acids)
Molecular function (GO): glutaminyl-peptide cyclotransferase activity; zinc ion binding
Source: RefSeq, a predicted model, not a curated record
CCAGCGUACGCUUCUGCCUCCCUGCCUGCCUCUCUUCGUCGCCGCCUCCUCCUCUGGCGCCAACCCCGGCCCUGGCUCUCCCCGUUCCACCCCUGGGACUCGGGAAGGCGGAGGGAAGGGGGCCCGCGGGGAGAGUCAUAAGAAGAGAGGAAGGGGAUGGCAGGGGGCGAGGGACCGACGGCCCCUGGCCGCCUGCUUGGGGCACUGUGCCUCUUCGCUGCCGCUCACUUUCACCUGGUGCACGGGAGGGAAACCGGAGCAGACUGGACCCUGGAGAAGUAUUCUCACCAACCAAGAGUUUUACAUUCUGAUGAUAUUAAAAAAGUGGCAGCAAACACAGAUGUUUCUAUAAUGUGGGAGAAUGAUUUACGUCCUAUCCUGAUAGAAAGAUACCCGGGAUCACCAGGAAGUCAUUUCGUACGCCAGCAUAUCAAGCACCGUCUUCAAAGGUUGCAGGCUGGUUGGGAGAUUGAAGAAGACACAUUUCAAAGAUACACACCAUAUGGGUAUCAGACAUUUUCAAACAUUAUCAGCACUCUAGACCCCACUGCAAAACGCCAUCUAGUACUUGCUUGCCACUAUGACUCAAAAUUCUUUGGUCAAUGGCAGGAGAGAGCAUUUGUAGGAGCGACUGAUUCUGCGGUGCCCUGUGCCAUGAUGUUGGAGCUGGCACGUGCCCUGGAUAACAAGUUUCAGUUAAUCAAGACCAGCUCAACAUCAAGACCAGACCUUUCACUUCGGCUCAUUUUUUUUGAUGGUGAAGAAGCCUUUGUCCGGUGGUCCCCUUCGGAUUCCCUCUACGGGUCUCAACAUUUAGCUCAAAAAAUGGUAUCUACACCACAUCCACCUGGAUCAACGACCACAAAUCAGCUGCAAGGCAUAGACCUGUUCGUACUACUGGAUUUAAUUGGUGCACCAAACCCAGUCUUUCCCAAUUAUUUUCCAAACACUAUUCGAUGGUUUCAGAGGCUUCAAGCAAUUGAGGAAGAGCUACACAACAUGAACCUGCUGAAGAAUCACCUUGUGGAAAGGCAGUAUUUCCCAACUACUUUACAUCAAGGCUUAGUUGAAGAUGACCACAUUCCAUUUUUAUUAAGAGGGGUUCCAGUCCUACAUCUGAUUCCAUCCCCUUUUCCAGCAGUAUGGCAUACCAUGGAGGACACAGAAGAAAACCUUGACAAAACCACUAUUGACAAUCUCAUCAAAAUCCUGCAGGUGUUUGUACUGGAAUAUCUCAACCUGUGAUACACAAAAUGGCAUCAAAUCAAACUCUAAAUAUUAUUUGCCCACCUUCACAUUUGCUAUUUAAUUGUAUUGGAGACCUCUAAAGCAAAGCAAAAUAGGAUGAUAGCUCUUGCCAGACUGAUUGAUUCAGCUGUUCCUGGCCCAAUGUUCCAUGUAGCCAAGUAAGAUAGCAUUAAGUAAGUAUUAGUUUCAACCUGGAAAGAAUGUGAUCUUUCCCUGUUUUAUUUCUGAGUCAAAACCACCAGAAUUUUUCCAGACUGUUAUCACUGGUUUAUGCCACAUACUGAGACCCAAGUGGGAAUAUCUCCCGUCUUGUUAGCUACAGUUUUUACAAGGUGCAUCAGCUUCUACAGUGUCCAGCAAUGGAAAUGUAUACCACAUUCUCUGGAGAGGCAAAAGAUACACUAAACCAAACUGCUGCUUUGGGUUGAACUAAACCACCUCUCAUCCUGAAAUGAGUUGCUAGAACUACUGACACACAGAAGGAUUUUUAAUCCUCUCUGCUUCCUCUCCUCUUUCCCCUGCAAGGAAGGCUGCAGUGACUCUUAUAUGCAGACAGCAGGCCACCAGGACACAGAAAAAUAACCCAAAUUAAUUUUUCUCCCUGUUGUUUGUUGGAUACUUUUUGAUCCAAGGGUGGUGGGGAGUGAUGCUGAGAGGAAGAAAUCUCACAGGUUCCAUCAUACUUUGACUGCAACACAGGAGAUGUAAACCAAAUAGUGGGCAGUGUGUGGGAACAGUGCCCCAGCACACACCAUUCAUUCAUGUGAGAAUCAUUCACAAUUUAACCCAAAAAGAAAAAUAAACCCCCCGAAAUCCUGCUGUUUGAAAUACAGAUGGCAUCAAAAGUAAUCAUACUAGGAAAGUGAUCACUUCAGAACUAGUUUUAUAUAAAUAUAGUCAUUUUAAAGGCAAAUUAUCAAGAGUAAUGUAAAUAUGAAAGUCAGAAGCCAAGAAGACAAUUCAAGCACCAAAAUGUAAGGGCAGGCCAUAACCUGUGUUAGAAAAAGACACCAGUUUAAGAACCCUGUGCUUUCACAUUCUUUACUAGACCUAUUCAGUAAAUUUAAUACAACACUCUGGCAAAAACCUAGGCUGGAAUGAAAUCACUAGAAGCCAGAAGAACAGUAUCCAAAACCCACCCAUGUAAUUAUGGUUUCCACUGGUGAGAAAACAAUGAGAGCAUUUAAAGAAAAACA